UUAUUAUACAAUCACCCGUGUAGUGGUAAUACGUGUCUAUCACCUGUUAACUAUAUACAAAUUUCUAGGGUUUGGAGAAUGAGGUCGUCGAAGAUGGCGUCUGCAGAUGUUAAGCUAGAGGAUUACGUCGAUCAACUCCUCCCUGUUCUUCAUAACAUGGAUGUUUCUGCACCAAAUUCAGCUACAACGGAGGCAAAUUUAACAGAUAUCCCCGUCACUAGUGCAAAAUGGAAGCUUUCCAAACCCAAAUAUAAUAAUAAAGUAUCUGAUACUAUGAAAUAUGAUGAAAGCCUGGUUGGUACAAAAAUCAAAGUCUGGUGGGAUUUAGAUCAAAUGUAUUAUGAAGGUGUUGUUGCUGAAUUUUAUCAUGCUCAAAAGAAGCAUAAGGUCUCAUAUGUGGAUGGAGAUGAAGAGACAUUGGAUCUGAGAACAGAAAAGUGGGGAAUUUUGAAGGAGUUUUGUGUGCGGAAUGACGACGAGGAGCCAAACACUGAGGUUCAUAGUGAAGAAGGUUUCCCUGAUAUACACAAGAAGAAAAAAUCAAAAACAGAUCCUGCUGUGUCUCAAGAAAAGAUCAAAGAUUCAGCCAAGAAGGUCGCCGAUGUCUCUUCAUCUGGCGGGUCAAAAGGCUCAACUCCAAAAGAUAAUCAGUCAACACUAAAAACUAGUAGCAAGACGAAGAAAGUCAACAAGUCAAAGGGCAAAACCCCUCCAAGUAGCAGCGAGUUCAAUACCAGUGGUCCCACCAAGGCUGAGAAGAUGGAGUAUGACAAAGAGAAAGAUGGGAGAAAAUUAUGUCUUGAAGAUAGAAGGCUGAGGUUGGAGGCAAAGAAGUUGAGGUUUAAAGUAGAUAAAGCGCAAAGUAAAAUCCGACAAGAGGACGAAAGACUGAAGUUAGAGGCUGAGAAAAUGAAACUUCUGAAAAAGGAAUCGGAUAUACUAAUUAUGAGGAUGGAUACGAGUGUCAUGCCAAAAAUGCAGCGACUGUAUUUUGAGGAACUUCAGAAGGAAAUCACAACGAGAGGUGAUCAUGCUUAACAUAAUUAGCUUUAGCAUCGAAGACUGGUUAUAGUUCGUACAUAUAUGAUUUAGAAUGUUCAGCUUACUUGAUGACAACCUCGUAGUUAUGCGCUUUAGGUGCUACAUGGAAACAUUACCGGCUAUUUUAUGGUGUUGUAUGUUCUAAGAGUCAUAUGCUGCUAAUGCUAUCAUGAAUGUUCCAUGUACGUUGCUCAUUUGUUAAGGAAUUUGAUGUCGGCAUUUGAACU
Helianthus annuus (common sunflower) is the source of this 1268-nucleotide messenger RNA. RefSeq lists its product as uncharacterized. The coding region runs from base 79 to 1038 and encodes 319 amino acids. Gene Ontology annotation, cellular component: nucleus; chromatin. The record is from RefSeq and is a predicted model, not a curated record. The transcript has 7 exons. Gene Ontology annotation, biological process: mitotic sister chromatid cohesion; DNA repair. NCBI's taxonomy places the organism in Eukaryota, Viridiplantae, Streptophyta, Magnoliopsida, Asterales, Asteraceae.